GAGUAAAAGGCUUACUCUCAGUUUCGUAGUUAGGAAUUUACUCUCUUUUCAAAAGUAAGAUAUUUACUUCUAUUUUCGGAGUACAGCAUAGACUUCCAUCUUUAGAGUAAAGCAUUUGUUUUUUCUCUUUCUGUGUUUGAUAGAAAAUAAAAUUUCUGUCAUGUACAUGAAUAAGAUAAGAUAAGUAGAAUAGAUUGCGUCAUUACUUCAGUAAAUGUAUUUUUAUAAGCUACGUGUUGAAGUAAAUAGAGUUAGAUAGAAAGAAAUUCAGCCUUGUUUUAGACGAAAACUGCUUAGAAUAUUUAUGUUUUUUUUAGUUUUACUCUAAUUUUUAAAAGCAUAAAAAUUUACUCCGAAAUUGACUUCGCCCCUCCCUCCUGCCUCCGAGAUAUCGGAAGCCCCUGAUUGCAUCAAAUACGAUGACCAAAAAAAUCAAUUAAUUUAUCGCUGUUUUUUCAUUUAUAUGCACUGUUAGCAGAAACUUUCUUCUAGUUUAUGAAAAAUCGAUUAUAAAAUCAUCAGCAUUUUCCAGUUUUUAUAAAACUGUUAAUAAUUUUAUAAUAAAUAAAAACUCCUGAUUUUAUAUUUUCUAGAAAAUACAUUGGAUUUUCUAAAAUGUCAGUUUUCUAGCAAGUAGAAAUUGUCUAAGAAUUUUCUAUCCUACAGUCUGAGAAAUCAUGGAAGAUUUUUCAGAGAAUUAACUCAUUUUCUGAAAAUUCAACAAUUAAUAAUUCAAAAUCGCCAGCUCUUGUAUGAUUGACCAAUAGAGAAAAUAAAAGCAUGUAUAGAGACUAGAGAUAAAGUAAUGGCUUGCAGCGUGCACUAUAUCAUCUGCAAAAAUUCUAAAGAAUCUGUCGAUAUUCUGGAACAAUCUAUGACAGAUCUGUGCAUAAAUUCUGCUAAAAUUCUAUACAGAAUUUUGCAAAUUACCAAAUCUGUGUAGUUCUGUUGGAGAAAUCUGCACACACGUACUUGCAUAGUUUUGGCUUGUUUUAAACUGAAUUAGAUAUCUAAUGGUAGAAAAAUGAUUUAAAUUCGGUUUAAUUUUUGCUACAAGUUCAUUAAUACAUAGUACAUGUCGCAAGGAUACAAACUUAUACAAUUAUAACAACAACUCAUCAAAAACUUCAGUAAAAAACUGAAAAUUUUAUAAAUGUUUUGCUUUCUGAUAGUCAUAGUCAAAACAGUUGAAUCAGACUAGACAGAAAUGAAAGUUAGAAAAAUGUUUACUGACGUACAGUUUUCAUUCUCUAACUUUUAUCUAAUGAAAAAGUAAAGAAUGAAAAACAAGAUGCGAGUCAAAUUGUUCAUAUGCAUGCACGUGGUCAGAAUAAGUUAGACUUAAAAGCUAAGCUGUACUGUUUCGUUUAACUUACCUCGAUCUGUUCACGUUCAGCACAUUGAUGCCUGGCUAAUCGCGCGUGAUUAACAUAUGAUACAACGGAAGUCAACGAAUCAAUAUUGUUUUGAUAGUGAUCCAGAAAAUACAUAAUGUUAGGAGAAUAUUUUUCUUCUAUUUGUUCUUUCCUCGUUCUGUCGGUCAAAAAGCAAAUGUCCGAUCUGUUGGUUCGAUUAUGCAAGACAAAAGUACUUCCUUUGCGUAAUGAACCCGAUACUAGCAUUUUUUCUAGCAGUAAAUUUACUUGUAAAUGCUUGCCUCACUGAACCAGUAUUUGUUAAGUAAAAUUGCGAGUACUUUCACAAAAUACUUCAUAGCAAUGAAACUAAGUAUAAUAGUUGUAUAGAAGUACCGAUAAAAUUUCGGGUAUUAUUACCCUUAUUUGAUCAGAUUUAAAACUCCAUCUAGUAAUUUUGUUUCCCUUAGAAACGCAAAAUGCAGGAAAUAAGAACCUUUUAUUCACUUACUUACGUAGAAUAGAUUUUCCUCAAAAACAGUUAAGAUGAAGAUAUCUUUCACUGUUCCAUAUAUUUGUUUUUUCACUCUUUUGUCUGACUUUGGUUGAAUUAAGCACGUACAAUCGUAAAUCAUAAUGUAUACUUGCAUAAAGAUAGAAAAUCGAGAAAAGAAAAAUUUCGAAGAGGUAUUCUUAAUAUUUUUAUGUUAAGCAAAAGAAACUUGCUGUACUGGACUUGAUGAUAUAUUCGUGUCUUUCUUUUCACUCUUAUGCAUUGUGCAUCUUUUUUUUUCUCCAGGAUUUUGGUUAUUGUUUUGUUGAAGCAAAUAUUUAUUUAUUUUACUUUUUAGAUGGCCGCUCGAUUACAUACAAAACCUCAGUAUUUGGCACCCGGUCAUACUUUAUAUACGACCGACGCCCUGACAUCGGAAGACAUUAAUAAUUAUUUUCGCAUCGAUUUAUCAGCACCAACAAAACUUACUCCAUCAGAUAGCAGUCAACCUUUACCAACAACAACAACAUUGCCAAGUAGCAAUAGUAGUCAACAUAAUAUGACAAGUGAUAUGAGACAACAGCAGGAACAACCAAAAAAACGACUUCAACACUUAAAACCAUCGACGAUAUUUGGUUCACAACAACAUUAUUCAGUAGCACAAAGUAAAAACUUAAUCGAUCAUCCGAAUUUUAGAAAAACGUAA
Molecule: messenger RNA, 2554 nt
Organism: Didymodactylos carnosus
Lineage: Eukaryota; Metazoa; Rotifera; Eurotatoria; Philodinida; Philodinidae
Source: the annotation of a GenBank genome assembly